Epinephelus fuscoguttatus (brown-marbled grouper) is the source of this 6210-nucleotide messenger RNA. RefSeq names its product gamma-aminobutyric acid receptor subunit beta-2. Gene Ontology annotation, cellular component: synapse; GABA-A receptor complex; membrane. NCBI's taxonomy places the organism in Eukaryota, Metazoa, Chordata, Actinopteri, Perciformes, Serranidae. Gene Ontology annotation, molecular function: extracellular ligand-gated monoatomic ion channel activity; GABA-A receptor activity; neurotransmitter receptor activity. The transcript is spliced from 10 exons. Bases 432 to 2009 code for a protein of 525 amino acids. The record is from RefSeq and is a predicted model, not a curated record. Gene Ontology annotation, biological process: nervous system process; monoatomic ion transmembrane transport; regulation of membrane potential.
UCCAGACUUCCGCUGGGAUCCCCCGAGCAGCUCUGCCGGAGCAGCGGGGUUAAGUGCCUUGCUCAGGGACAGCUCGAUGAGUCGGCUGACGGCUGUCUAAAGCGCAAACGGAGAAAGACAACCCCACCCACAUCCUCCACCUCGCCCCCGUGGAAUCGAACCACCAACUUCCCUCGCCACGGUCACCGUGAUAGUCACACCGAAAACCAGGGAGACCCCCGUGUGCCCCUGUGUAACUUGGUUCUCCUUUAAAUUUUUCCUCCGUGGCUUUGGGUACUACAUCUGCCACUACCAUCAGCAGCAGCAGCGCUGCUUCUUCUUGAUGUUGUGGUGGGGAACACGCAUGCGCCCGGCAUUGGAAUUACUGCACUGGCAAGAAUAAGUUGGACCUCGUCUGUCUUCACUAAAAGAAAAAUACACACAACAUAAGUAUGGCAGUGCUGAGAAUAAGAAGAAUGAGGUGCUUUUGCGUCUGGUUGUUCCCUCUCGUAGUGACCGCGGUGUGCGCCCAAAGUGCCGGUGUCAAUGACCCUAGCAAUAUGUCUUUGGUUAAAGAAACGGUGGAUAGGCUGUUGAAAGGUUAUGAUAUACGAUUGAGGCCAGAUUUCGGAGGUCCUCCGGUUGGAGUGGGGAUGAAUAUAGACAUAGCCAGCAUAGACAUGGUAUCAGAAGUCAAUAUGGACUACACUUUGACGAUGUACUUCCAGCAGGCCUGGCGAGACAAACGGCUGUCCUACUCCGAGAUCCCCCUCAACCUGACCUUAGAUAACCGGGUGGCUGACCAGCUCUGGGUCCCCGACACCUACUUCCUCAACGACAAGAAAUCAUUUGUCCACGGAGUCACAGUGAAAAACAGAAUGAUCCGACUGCACCCGGACGGCACCGUACUGUACGGUCUAAGGAUCACUACCACCGCCGCUUGUAUGAUGGACCUGAGAAGGUACCCACUGGAUGAGCAAAACUGCACACUGGAGAUAGAGAGCUAUGGCUACACUACAGAUGACAUUGAGUUCUACUGGCGCGGAGGAGACAACGCCGUGACGGGGGUGGACAAGAUCGAACUGCCCCAGUUCUCCAUUGUGGAUCAUAAGCUCAUCUCAAAGAAUGUCGUGUUCUCCACAGGUGCUUACCCUCGUCUGUCCCUUAGUUUUAAGCUGAAGAGAAACAUCGGGUACUUCAUCCUGCAGACAUACAUGCCUUCUAUACUUAUCACCAUCCUGUCCUGGGUCUCCUUCUGGAUCAACUACGACGCCUCUGCUGCCAGGGUGGCUCUGGGUAUCACUACGGUGCUCACCAUGACUACCAUUAACACCCACCUGAGAGAAACCCUCCCCAAAAUCCCUUACGUCAAGGCCAUAGACAUGUACCUCAUGGGCUGCUUCGUCUUUGUGUUCCUGGCUCUGCUGGAGUACGCGCUGGUAAACUACAUCUUCUUUGGAAGGGGCCCUCAGCGUCAGAAAAAGGCAGCUGAGAAACUAACUACAGCCAACAAUGAAAAGAUGAGGAUGGAUCCGAAUAAGUGGCUGGUGGGGAAUGUAGUUGGCAGAGACGAUACUCUGUAUGCAAGAAUGAAACAAAGGGAUCUCGAUGGUCAUGACUCCAUGUGGGAACCAAUCUUUGUGGAUGAUGCAGCUAUUGGACUCGGCGAUCAAAAGAAUAAGAUGGACCCUCAUGAAAACAUCCUUCUGGGCACCCUGGACAUCAAAAACGACAUGGGCGUUUCAGAGCUCGCUCUGGGUCUCAACGACCCACGCAAUACCAUGCUGACAUACGACAGUUCGACUCUACAGUACCGCAAAGCUGGACUGGCCAGGCACAACUUUGGCCGAAACACACUGGAGUGCCACAUGACUCAAAAGAAGAGCCGACUACGAAGGCGCGCUUCACAACUAAAGAUCAACAUCCCAGACUUGACUGAUGUAAACUCUAUUGACAAAUGGUCGAGGAUGAUCUUCCCAACUGUCUUCUCCUUCUUCAAUGUUGUUUACUGGCUUUAUUACGUCAACUAAAAGAAACAAAGGACAUCAGCGAGAACAAACAGCAAAAUAUGUUGCUCAUUUGUUGUUUGUAUCUGGUUUGUUUCAUUUUUAUGUGAUCUUGUAAACUGGACUGAAUGACUAUAUUCAGGACUGGAUCCAUCAUAUCUUGGAAUACCACAUUUGCUGGCUAACACGAAAAAACCUUAUAAAAGAGAGAUUACAAACAUAUAAGGUGCCUGUUCCUGAGUAAUUGUUUAAAAUUUUACAUAUUUUGUGAUUUGUGUAUCUUGCCAUUUUUUUAAUGUUUGCAUAGUUUUUUUUAUGUCUUUGUUAUGUUGGAUUUAAAGCAUACACAAUUCAUUGCCAAAAUAUCAUGUUAGUUAAAUACUAAUUGACAAGUUGACAUAUUUAAAUGACCAUUUACUUUCACUGGCACUACUUAAAAAGUGCUGAAGUGAGUUUAAAGUCAGCAGGAUUUUUUUAAGAUUCAUUGUAUCAAAGACACGAAAUGUAUUACUAGAAUUAAUUUCAUACUUACAAGGGCCUGAAGCUUACAAUUUACAAUAUCAUGUAAGGUAAAAAAAAAAAAAAAAAUUAAAAUCAACUUUUUUUUUCUUUAAUAUACUUGGAGCACUAUAUAAUUUAUUUGUAAGCAUUUUCUCAGUUCGUCAACUAUUUUAAUAGGGCGGUAUUAACUAAUAUCAACUAAGAGCAUUCCAAAACUUCCAGGUUUGAACUCUGAUUGCACUGAAGAAGCCUCCUGAAGGAAAAAAAUGGCAUAAUAUAAAGAAGGAUAAAGCUAAAACAGCCAAUUUGAAUUGUCAUUAUUGUGUUUUGUCCACUGUGUCUGAUAGAGGAGAGUAAAGAACAAAAAGAGAGAGCGCAAAAUAUGUAAGAAAAAAAUCCAUAGCCAAAUUGGUUGUACUUAUAUAUUAUUAUAUUUAUUAAUAUUAGACUUUACCCCUAUGUGUAUAUACACGGCAUAGAUGCUUUUGAGGGACGACUGUGUCUGAAGAAAGUAGUUUAGUAUAUGUAAAUAUCACCUUUCAAUAUAGGGAUUAUAUGACCAAAAAAAAUCCCUUUCCAGCUCUCUAUCUCACUUUCUUGGAUAUAUAUUUACAACACUGAUUAAAAAGAAAAGGUUCACAACUACUAAGGAGGCACUUUAUUAGCUAUGACAAUUCUUUCAUGGUUAAAUGAUAAUUGAAUGGUAAAGCUAAAAGGACUGCAUUUGUCCACAGAGAGGCCAGAAUGCAUUGAAAGCACAAAAACUUCAAAUAUCAGCUUGUGACACCAUUUUUUAAAUAUUUUUUUCUAUGCAGAUGAUUUGUCAUUUUGUUAUCAGUGAGUUUCAAUAUCUGCCUCCCAAACCAGAUUAUUAUAAUUAUCAUAGGUUUCAAACCUCUCAGUCAUGCGUUGUUUCCAGAUUGAAAAAAUGGGUUGAUGAUCAUAAAAGGACAUAGCCGUAAAUCCAAAUUUUACUAACGAUGCUGUGCUUUUGACUGUAUGUACACAAGGUAGAUUUUAUAAGACUUUGCACACGAGUUUUUCAAAGCCAUAGAGGCUGUUACCGUAGUUCUUCUAAUACCUGGUGCUUAUGGGGGCUGUCUUAAGAGGAACUUUAUUAUUAUCAAUAUGACUACGAUCACGCUUUAUGUUUCAGUUACAACAAGGUUAAAAUGUACAAAUAUAACUAGGGCUGCAACUCACAAGAGUGUCGUAUCCCUCUCCCCAUCGAAUUGCUCACACUGUCCGUAUGAAUGAACUCUGGCGUUAAUGGCCUCUUUUUCACGUACGCAAAUCAUUCAUCGAAGAGUGGAAUGCAACGUCUCGAGACAGAGUGAGGGUCACUGUCAGGGACAAAGGCUCAUCUACAGGGACACUGAUGAAGACAUAGAAAGGAAGAGAAGGUGACUCUUUCAGAAAUCACAGUAAAAUCAGAACUAGCAACUAAAGCUGUCGUCUCACAUGGUUCUUUGAGAUCAUCCAAAACAACAAAGAUCUCACUCCAAGGGUUAAUUUCUGCUGGUUUGCCAUUCAUUUUGAUUGUGAAUGUGUGAGUGAACACUUUAACAUUAAUAUUCUACUUGUUUACUUAAAAUGUAGCCACAUAGAGUUUUGUCUCAGUGCAUGCUCUGUAACGUAGUAACUCCUUGAUAUUUCUGUUUUUGCUCACGUUCUCCUUUCUCACUGAAUUGUUUCAUUUCAUUUGUGCUUUUUGUGUUUGAUACAAAUGAGUGCACAUACAUAUGUAAUUAAUUUAUUUAAAAAAAAGAGUGUGAUGAUUGGUAUUGCGAAUAUUAAUGAUGUUAUUUAAAAUAUAUACAUUUUUCUAAAAAGCAUUUACAUAACAGUUACGCCUGUUUUAAUAAUGACACAAUGAUGGAUUUUCACAAGCACUGCCCAACAACUGAAAUGUAAACUUUGAUUGAACUUUGUGUUUAACUCUUGGAACUUACAAUAACCUCACUGGUGUUUACAUGUUACUCAUCGAAAUUUUCACACUGUGUUGAUCUAGCUAUUGAGAACUGCGCAUAGUAAGUAAAUUACGUUUUGUUUUGGGAGUUUCUUUAUGGUUCUGGUGAAUAUUUCAAACAAAACUGAUCCCAUCUUUCAUAUUUUCAGUGUUUUUGUAAGUUUUUAAAAAAUACACAUGUGAAGGGAUCCAGAUAGAUUCUAGAAACCUGAUUAUUGGCGUUGUAUGUUUUUCUAAAAAUAACAAUGAGUUGAACUCAAAUUUGGGAUCACGUCCCAAAAAAAACCACAUAUUUAAAAAGUAUGUAUAUAUGAGAUAGUAUAUUAUUAAGCAGCAAUUGGAGCAUAUUAUUCCUGUAAAUAAUUACCUAUGAGCGUUCAAUGAAAAAGACAAAAAGGACAUUUUCGAUAUAAUUCAUACUGUAAUGUUAAGAGAAUGCAAAGGCUGAUGUGAAACUAUGUAAAUAGUCUAUUUUAGAGUGUCACUUGAUCAUUUUUCUGUUUCUUUUUGCUGUUUGUCAAAGCACAUUUCUUUGGUUUUGCCAAAAUGUAACAUAUAUUCAUGAAUGUAGUUGAUAUUCUUUUGCAGCAUGUAUUUGCUGCAAUGUGUCAGCAAAAGUAUACAAUUUCUUGUACCAAUGAUCAGCUCAAUACAGCUUAAUGUACACCACCUUUUAAAACACACGUGCACACACACACACACACACACACACAAAGGGUCAAGUGAUAAAAAGGCUAGCGAUGCCUUCGUAUCAACCCCGAAAGUCAACCAUCUCAGGUCAGCACAAAUCACACCGCUAACAACACUACAACCACUAACUACAACUUCUACCCAAGAAUUGUACUUAAGGAAAAGUACCUUAGUGAGCUUGUUUCAGAUGUUUUCUCUUUAAUGUGUUUGCUUUCUCUGUUCGACACGAGUCCCUAAAUACUGUACACGGUACAUGUUUACUGUACGGCACACUUUUUCAACAACGACAGAAACUAAACACCUAGAAUACUUUAAAAGUCAUUAAGGUACUAAAUCCACCUCAGCCAUAUAAUGUCUCAACCUACCCAGUAUAAAUAUAUUUCUUAAUCUUCAGAAUAAUAGCGUAUGUGGUAUGACAUGGUGUAUUUGAGUGUGAGAGUGUGUAGUGGAUGUAUGUCGGCCAGACAGUGUUUCCAAAGCACACCAACAACUGGCAAGAAAGGUCUGCUUCAUAAGUUCUACACUUUGAAUAUGUGUUUGUACUUCACAACGCUUUUUGGUUUCAUAUAUUUUUAUACUUCUAUACUCCUGUGUAAAAAAAAAACUGCAAACACUGUUGUUUGGCAAAACCUUGUAAAUCCAAUUUUGGCAAUUUUCACAUUUAUACUAUACAGAAUGAUUAUAUUAUCGUCUCGGGAUUCUGAAAACUCAACGACAUGUAUGCUUACAAAAUCCUGUCCUAAAUGGUUUGAAAAUGGCUUUUUUUCUCUCUUCAUUCCUGGAAAGCCGAGGUGUUUUUGGAAAUGCAAGGUUUUCAUCAGACAGUAGAGUCUUCUCUGGAGAGCAAGGACAGACUGACAUCCCUAAAAGCCUAAAUGACACAUCUUGGUGACAGUGUAUGUUUGCACACACUCACAGAAGAAGCCUUAGCCUCCUGCUGCCCUGGACUUCACUCCAAGGAGCAUCAAUCCUUCUUACCCUCUCAACACCCUGCACCUUGAAAAAUCCUUGUAUGUGCCACUCACAAGAACAUUCCCAGAAACCCAGAGCUGUACCUUCUCAAAG